Molecule: messenger RNA, 483 nt
Organism: Periophthalmus magnuspinnatus
Lineage: Eukaryota; Metazoa; Chordata; Actinopteri; Gobiiformes; Gobiidae
Product: probable E3 ubiquitin-protein ligase HERC6
Exons: 5
Coding region: 1-483 (160 amino acids)
Biological process (GO): protein ubiquitination; ubiquitin-dependent protein catabolic process
Molecular function (GO): ubiquitin protein ligase activity
Source: RefSeq, a predicted model, not a curated record
AUGGACAUAGAAGACAACGUAAACCAGAAGGACUUCUUCCACCUGGUCUUCCAUGAGGUGGUGUCUGCAGAGUCUGGGAUGUUCAUGUUUAACGACUCUGCCACUCUAGCCUGGUUCUCCUCUACAGCCAUGCCCCCUCUUGAGCACUACUUCCUGUUCGGAGAGCUGUGCGGGCUGGCUCUGUACCACCUCCACGCCGUGUUCCUGCCCUUUCCUCUCGCUCUUUUUAAGAAGCUGCUGGGAGUGUCUCCCUCUCUGGAUGACCUGUGCCAACUUAGCCCCUGCACCGGACAGAGUCUGAGGUGCCUGCUGGAGGAGUACAGUGACGACAUGAUACAAACUCUGGACAUGGACUUCACGAUCCACUGGGACCAGAAGAAGGUGCCUCUGGAUCCACACAGCCCUGACCGCCCAGUGACCGCUCACAACCCAGAAGCCACGUUACUCCUGGGGAUCCUCAUCUUCAUGCCCACCGCUAUUUAG